GUGACUAUUUUCUAAUCUGUGACACCUUGGUACAUGUCACGUCAACUUUUCACGGAAAACGAAAAUAAUAUUCGAUUUACGGUGUUUUCCACGAUUAUAAAUUGAAAAUAUAAUUAUUAUCCCAAGUGCUAAAAUUCAGAGAUGAACUCUGCAACCCCAGGUGUGCCGCAGGUUCCGCUGCUGGACGACGACACCCUCGCGUUUGGGGAAGAGGACAAUGCGGGAAAGAAGUUCAUCCACCCGUACAUCGUGUUCUUCCACCUAGUGUUCCGCUGCUCCGCCAUCGUGGUGUACAUCCUGUGUGGAUGGUUCUCAGACUCCUUCAUAGCGUCCUUCGUGCUGGUUAUCCUGCUGCUGUCCGCUGACUUCUGGAGCGUCAAGAAUAUCACUGGCCGUCUCCUCGUGGGUUUGAGAUGGUGGAACUAUGUGGAUGACGAUGGAAAAUCGCACUGGGUCUUCGAAUCCAAGCAGAACCGUGUGAACCGGAAUGAGAGCAGACUUUUCUGGCUGGGGCUCAUCCUGUGCCCCCUCGUGUGGAGCGGAUUUUUCCUCUUGUGUCUCUUCACCCUCAAGUUUAAGUGGAUGCUCCUCGUACUAAUCGCCCUGACUCUCAGCGGUGCGAACCUGUACGGCUACAUCAAAUGCAAGUUCGGGGCCAAGGAGAACCUACAAUCAGCCACAACCGACUUCGUGAGGAAGCAGAUACUUCAAAACGCUACGUCAUUCAUGUUCUCACAACCUUCUCCGCCUAAUGCGGCUGGUGGGAAUGGUACUGGCGUAGUUUAAGCAGUUUUAGAUUAUAAUUGAAAAUGUAUAGGGGUGGUUUUUGCCAUAAAUGUGUUAAGAAAGAGGUACAACAAAACCAGACUUACUCAACUUUGGGAACAAAUCAAAUUAUUUUAUUAAAUAUUUUGAUUUGUGUUUAUAAGUAGUCACACUACUAUAUAUAAAUUAUAAACUGUAAUAGAUGUCAUAUAUUAAAGAAAAAGUGACGAAGCCCUCCAGUGGUGAAGGCCGGAUUCGAACCGGCGUCUUUAGCUAUCGCGGCUAACGCCAUGAACCCCUAGGCCUCCCCGCCACGGCGGUACCCGUCCCAAUUUCUCGACUAUAUGCCAUCUUAGUAAGACUAGGCGUCUUUGACCAACUCUAAGGGCAAGCAGUAACGCUUGCACCUCCUAUACGAAGUCCUGCACCACUGGAGGGCUUCGUCACUUUUUCUUUAAUAUAUGACAUCUAUUACAGUUUAUAAAACCAGACUUGUUAUUGUUUAAUGUUCUCGCAACCUUCUCCGCGUAAUGCUGUAGUUGAAAAUAGUACUGGCAUAGUUAAAGCCAUUUUUGGACUCUGAUUUAAGGGUUAUAGGCGUGUUUUUUGCUUAAAAUGUGUACCUAAUGAAAAAGAUAAUACAAGUGGCGUUUAUGUUCUCGUAGCCAUCCCCGCCAAAUGCUGCGGGAGUACUUUUAUUGUGAACUCUAAUUUGAAGGGGCAGGAGUUAUUUUGCUAUAAAUAUGUAAUAAUCUGAUGUUCUUGUGUAAAAACUAAAACAUCUUCUUUUGAUAUUUAACACAUUUUUGGGUAAUAAUCAUCUUUACUAUUAUAUUUUCUUUGUAAAUAAAGUUCCUUGAUCUUUGUAAGUAUUUUAUUUAUUUAAGUAAAGAUAUUAUUAAUAAAAUAAUUUGUUGAAAUAUUUUUUAAAUAACGUUUCAUUCAUCUUUGCACACAGAUUGAUAUAAUUCUUUAAUCAUAAUCGUAUUUUCAUUGUGAUUUGUUCGAUGUUUCAUUCCA
Cydia strobilella is the source of this 1785-nucleotide messenger RNA. RefSeq lists its product as uncharacterized. Gene Ontology annotation, biological process: vesicle-mediated transport; protein secretion. Gene Ontology annotation, cellular component: Golgi membrane. Lineage: Eukaryota; Metazoa; Arthropoda; Insecta; Lepidoptera; Tortricidae. The record is from RefSeq and is a predicted model, not a curated record. The transcript has 6 exons. The coding region runs from base 142 to 786 and encodes 214 amino acids.